AUGACAGAGGAAGUGAGUUAUACUCUCUUCUUCCUCUUCAUCCUGGCAGCUCCAGCAGAAGUCGUUACUGGAGCUCAAGCAUUAAAUGCAUCAAUCAAUAAUCAAGCUGGUCGCACAAAUCGUGGUAAAGUACCACCGCCUCUCUUACGUUCACGUACACUACCUGCAAUAAUAGUUCCUGGUAUACCAGUCGUAUCGCUGCAUACCGAUAAAUCACCAUUUCAAUGGGCCACUUCCUCAGCAACAAAAUCAACCACAAGCAGUGGCAGCAGCAAUCGUUGGUCCAUACUAACACGAAACACAACAACGACAACACCAACAACACACCAAUCGAAUGCCUGGAACAACAACAAUAACAACAGUUUCAACAACAACAAUAAUACAUUGAGUAUAAAAUCCCUGAAUUUGCCCAAAGAUGAUGGAACAGUGGUGUAUCGUAGAAAAUCGUCGGGUAGUACACCACACGGUAAUACAACGACUCAAACACCGGCCGGGUGUGGUAGUGGAACACCCGAUGCGAAUAUGCCCUCCUAUGCAGGCACCAUGAAUAUCAGCACAGAUGAUUUUGAAUGCUAUGCGGCUGAUGGUUCAGUGCUGUUGCGAAUACCCGCACCGCAUGUUGUGGCUGCACGUGCCUAUCGCUUGGCGUCAAAAAAACGAACACAAUCAAUUUUUAGCAAUUCUGGUGGAGGUAGUGGCGGCGGUGGUGGCGGAGGCAGUGGUGGCUCUUCAACAUCAACCUCAGACAACAAUACACGUUGUUCCGGUGAUAAUACACCCACUUUAGAUGGUGGUUGUCAAAUUCCUGGUUUUAGUGUAUGUAGCAGCAGUGGUGGAAGUGGCUAUACUGAUGCCAAUAAUCUCACAACAUCCGGUUUCUCAACAUCAUCGACAGCAGCAACAUCAGCAGGAGGUGGAGCACCAUCAUCAUCAACAUCCUCAAAUACCUCAACGAAUACGGCAUUAACACGACGUUUAGCUAAAUUACUACAUCAAUCAAGCAGUAGUGUCUUAUCGAAGUCACAACAUCAUCAUCAUCACCAACAGCAGCAAUAUUAUCAGCAACAGCAUCAUUCACAGUAUGAUACAAACACGAUUAAUACAACAACGACAACAUCAGCAUUAACAGCCCCCCAACCAUGUGGUGAAGAUGCUCCCAGACGUCUCUCUUGGGAAAG
This is a messenger RNA of Lucilia sericata (common green bottle fly), 1178 nucleotides long. RefSeq lists its product as uncharacterized. The transcript is spliced from 4 exons. The record is from RefSeq and is a predicted model, not a curated record. Lineage: Eukaryota; Metazoa; Arthropoda; Insecta; Diptera; Calliphoridae. The annotation marks the transcript as partial.